This is a messenger RNA of Agrilus planipennis (emerald ash borer), 697 nucleotides long. Its product is annotated as sperm-tail PG-rich repeat-containing protein 2-like. The record is from RefSeq and is a predicted model, not a curated record. NCBI's taxonomy places the organism in Eukaryota, Metazoa, Arthropoda, Insecta, Coleoptera, Buprestidae. The transcript has 3 exons. Bases 94 to 663 code for a protein of 189 amino acids.
UACAAUAACCUAAAUACCCUAUCUGUCAAUAGUUUUAGUUUUAAAAUCAAAUUAAAUAAGGGUUGAAAUUAAAAAUUCGAGAAGCUACAAAGCAUGUAUCAUUUAGCACCUCGGUUUCAAAAACAUAAUCUUUCAGGAACACCAGAGCACGUUGGCCCUGACACCUACACAAUAUGCUUCAGUACCUGUAAGCGACAGAAAAACAGAGCCCCUUUUCUCAGCUGUGAGGGUCGCAAGUUUUCCAUCGCUCGACCUGUUUAUACGCACGCUCUUUAUUCAUAUGAUACUCGAAAUCGAAUAAUUGGAGGCGCAUCUAUAAACUACACAGCAGAAAGGAAAACGAUAGUUAAAACUCGAGCUCCAGGUCCCGGAGAUUAUGAACCUAAAAUAAACGUUUGCCGAGCAGUCCGCGAAAUAAAAGGAAAAGGAAGAGUGUAUUUAUGCAGGGUACCGUACAGUCAUGAAAUAGGUACACCCUCAAUACCCACACGUAUUAACGAAAAUGGUUACAACAUAAUUAAUGGAAGACUUGACAGAAUUCCUCCGGAUGAUUACGAUGAAACGAUCGGUCCUGCUUUUUAUUGUGUUCCAUCAGUACGUAUUGCCACAAUUUCCCAUUUUUUUGAUCAGAUGGCAAAAAUUGAAGAGCUAUCUAAAGGGUAGACAGAUCUUGAAACAAAUGAAAUAAAAAAAAGUA